This is a messenger RNA of Drosophila ananassae, 598 nucleotides long. RefSeq names its product general odorant-binding protein 56a (gene Obp47a). The transcript has 2 exons. The coding region runs from base 22 to 498 and encodes 158 amino acids. Gene Ontology annotation, biological process: sensory perception of smell. The record is from RefSeq and is a predicted model, not a curated record. Gene Ontology annotation, molecular function: odorant binding. Lineage: Eukaryota; Metazoa; Arthropoda; Insecta; Diptera; Drosophilidae.
AUUUUCGUAAAAAGGUUAAGAAUGAAUCAAGUUCUGGUGGCUCUACUAGUUUCUAGCCUGUUGGCUUUGAGUGAGUCUCGCUUUGCGAAAGUUAACAUCAAUCUGGGACUAACUGUGGCCGAUGAUUCCCCCAAACCGCUUACCGAGGACAUGAUCCGACUCUGCGGCGAGGAGACGGAUCUAUCUCUCCGGGAGCUGAGCAAGUUCCAGCAGCAGGACUUCUCUAGUCCCUCGGAGUCCAUCCAGUGCUUCACUCACUGUCUGUACGAGCAGAUGGGUCUCAUGCACGACGGUGUCUUUGUGGAGCGCGACUUCCUUGGCCUCCUGUCGGAAGCCAGUAAUCCGGACCACUGGCCGGAGCGACACUGCCACAUGAUUCGUGGCAAUAACAAGUGCGAGACUGCCUUCAAAAUCCACAUGUGCCGCCAGCUCCUGAAGCAGGCCAACAAGGACGUGGAGGUCACUACCCCAGCCCAGUCAGAUGUCCAGUUGCCUUAGGUUUUUUUUCCAUUAUUCAAAAGCUAUACAUGGUGGUGGUAAUCAGGGUUUCAAACAAAACGAAGCAUUAUAUUAUAUUAUAUUAUUGUUGGUUGAAAGA